UGGAGCCGAGGCUGAACUAUUUACCUAUUUGUCCUAAUCGCAAUGGAUGGACCUGCACUCCAUGAUGAGGAAAUGUUACAUUCAGAUUUUGGUUGCAGGAUGAUGAAAUUGUCUCAGACAGUUUAGAUGGUGCGAAAGGAACAGAAAGUGGUUUUCUUAGAAAACAACAGCGCCAUGGUAAACUGAUGACCUUUUCACUGGCCGCCAGUGACUAUGGACAAACAACUCUACAGACACAUGAAGUGGCUUGUACUCCAGGUGUCUUCGACAUCAAAUGGUGCCCCCAUUUGUUAUGGGACAAGCCAGUGUUGGGAGUGGCAGAAGCAGAGGGGAACCUGUUGCUGAAGAGCUUGGCUGUGGAGGAUGAGAAGUAUUGUCUAGAAGAUCGGCACCAGAUUUUAGUAGCAGAAGAGAAUAUGGCUUUGUCAUUAGACUGGUCAACCAAGGUACAUCCAAGUGUGGAGCCUAGAAUUUUGGUGAGUGACUCUGGUGGUGGCGUUUCCCAUGUCCAAGUACUGGAUGCUGGUCUGGUUGUUGAGAGAAAGUGGAAAGGGCAUGACUUCGAAGCCUGGAUAACAGCAUUUGACUACUGGAACCCAUAUGUUGCAUUCUCAGGUGGUGAUGACUGCAAACUAAAAGGUUGGGAUUUGAGGACAAGCUGCUCUUACCCAACAUUCGUGAGUCGGAGACACUGUAUGGGUGUCUGCAGCAUACAGUCAAACUUCAAUAAAGAAUUCAUACUUGCAACAGGAAGUUAUGAUGAGAGCGUGUUAUUGUGGGACACACGGCGUAUGAAAGCCCCCCUGAGUGAGACACCCACAGGGGGUGGUGUUUGGAGACUCAAGUGGCAUCCAACCUCUCCAGAGCUGCUGCUGACCGCAUCUAUGCACAAUGGAUUCCACAUAUUGAAUUGUAAUGAGUUGAAUGCGGUCAGUGACCCGGUGAUCACAGCCUCCUACAUGGAACACGAGUCUCUAGCAUAUGGUGUGGAUUGGUGCCACCCGUCAGUGGGAGAGAUGCCACAGUCAGAGUCGGCACAUCUCACCGAGGACACAAAUACAUGUAGCUCCUUCUCAACCAUAAAAAAUCUCAACAAAGACUCUUGUGUAUUAGCUUCUUGUUCAUUUUAUGAUAAAUUACUCUCUGUUUGGUCUUGGGACAAUUCAUGAGAAAAGACUAGAUAUUAAGCAUCAUUCAGAAAGCAACAGUUGGCCAUGUGAUCUCUGGAUCACAAGUCUGUUGGUUCUAGGCCUUGAAGACCAUUUCACUAUUGCACCAGGUUGCGAGCUCUUGGAUUUUGUUGAAACUUCAUUUAUCUCCAUCUGGUCGUUAUUAAAAAGCUAUGUCUGGCACAA
Molecule: messenger RNA, 1355 nt
Organism: Lineus longissimus
Lineage: Eukaryota; Metazoa; Nemertea; Pilidiophora; Heteronemertea; Lineidae
Product: diphthine methyltransferase-like
Exons: 5
Coding region: 186-1169 (327 amino acids)
Biological process (GO): protein histidyl modification to diphthamide
Cellular component (GO): cytoplasm
Molecular function (GO): protein binding; diphthine methylesterase activity
Source: RefSeq, a predicted model, not a curated record